Messenger RNA from Cladocopium goreaui, 2511 nucleotides. The record is from the annotation of a GenBank genome assembly. NCBI's taxonomy places the organism in Eukaryota, Dinophyceae, Suessiales, Symbiodiniaceae.
AUGGCCAGCGCCUCCUCAAAGCAAGAGAAGGUCGAGGGCAAGAAGGUUUGGAAACCGUUCCCUUGGAAUUACUUGCCGAACAAGGUUGCUUUGAUUUGGGGCGCGGCUGAAGUGGCCUCCAUCUCCCCAUUGUUCGCGGUGCUGAUUGCGUUUAAUGUUGGUUGGUACCACAUCUGCAUGUAUGUCUGGCACCAUCGACACUUUGUGCGCUGUCGUGAAGCGAUCCCGGAGCUUGUUCGCUCGGUAUCCAGGCCUCUGGGCCGUUGGAUGCUGCAAGAUCCGCGGAAUCACGCAUACCUGCCAUGGUUUGCUCUACUGUCCUGCGUCCCCAUGUUGUUCUUUUGGGCCAUGUGGCGCUACCACCACUACGGCUUCGAGUUUUCGACUCUGGUGAUCUACCACGUCUUGAGGGGAGGCCCCCGCUUCCGCUUCUUUGGACAUGCUCAUGCCUUGGUUCAUAAGGAAGGACACGCGCACACCGGCCACUUUGUGAAACACUUUUGGAUCCUGAAUUAUUUGUGUGAGUGGUGGAUCGGACCCUUCUAUGGUGUGGUGCCGAAUAGCUACAGCAUUGCGCACAUGAAGAUUCAUCAUCGAUGGCACAACGAUGUGGACGAUGUGCACACCAAUCUCGACUUAGACCGGACGAAGCUUUCCUCGUUUUUCAUCUACGUCCCACGCUUCAGUUUAUACUGGACUGGGCUGAGUCCGGUGGCGCUACUGGCGAAGCGAAAAGAAUGGAGACUUGUUCGGCAGUUGCUCUAUGGCAUGAUGACAUACUAUGGAGUGACGCUGAUACUCUUUAUGUGGAACCCGGUGUUUUGCAUUGUCUACUGGAUCUUCACUCACCUGGAAGGUAUGAUCCUCCUGUGUGCCAUUUCUUACCUGUGGCAUGCAUUCGUCGAGGAAUCCGACCCAGGCAAUCAAUACGUUAAUUCGGUCACCAUUCUGGAUGGCCAUGACAAUACCUUUAACGAGGACUAUCAUGUAGUCCAUCAUCACUCGCCGUCUACCCAUUGGACGGAUGCUCACAAACACUUUGAAGCCAACAAGCACAAGUAUGCUGAAGUGAACGCAACGAUCUUCCGGGACACUGAAGAAGGGAUGCUGUUGCAAAUGCUCUUCGAAAAUGACUGGGAUGGUAUGGCAACACGUUUUGUGGAUUUGAAUGGCAAGCUGAGUCAUGAGGAGAAGAAAGCUCUCCUCGUGAAAAGGCUCAAACAUGUCUGUGGACCAGAUGGCCGAGAUGGGCAGCCGGCGUGGGCAUCGCAGCAAAGCUUGCAUGCAUUCGCCGGUGGAGUGCGAUGUUGGGCGGCGUCUUUCCGCAAUCCGUCAGCGGUGAGGCAUGGUGAAGAGCUUCGAGUAAGUGGACUUCCCACAUAUUGGGAUGAGUAUGGAGAGCUCUUCAUUUAUUGGCAGGUGCAUGGAAGCAGAUGGACCGUGUGUCCUCGAACUGAUGACAGUCAGAAGGACCUGUUGAACCAGGUCAAAAAGGGAGAUGAAGUGGGACUGGCCUACGAGGAGGUGGAUCCGGGAAUUUGGUCGGAGUACCUCGAAACUGGCUUUGUCACGACCAAAGGCGUUCGUUUGAGGGCCUUGGAGCAUGGCCCGGUCUCGUCUUCACCAUCUAUGGAGGGGGCACCGCAACGGGGGAAGCGAAUCUCUCGCUGGCGGAAGGAAGCCCAACAACGCGCCGCGGCAAAUGGACGCCCGAGGCAGCCCAAGUCCCUGGAGGACAUGAAGCGUCUGUUGGAAUCAGAUCCAGAUGUCGAGGAGGUCUUCAUGAUCCAAGGACCGAAAGAGGCAGGUUUGGUGGUUUCCUUUCGAUCCAUGCGAUCGGCCUCUGAUGCCCUGGAACUGGGCCGAAACCUGCUGGGUGAUCCUGAAGUGGUGGACAAAGUGAGCCAUGAAGAGCUUCAACGCCUCAGGGAACACAGCAGAGGCAGUUACCGACCCAAUCCAGUCAGGCAAGCUGUGAAGGAUGUCCCUCCACCUGUGGUGCCUGCCGAGCAAGUUGCGGAGAGAGCCCAGAUGGAUUCCAGUGGAAUCAAUGGCAUCGACCUUCAGGAAGCGCUGCUUCAGCAGGAGGUGAAACAAGACCAGCAGUUGCAAGCAGCAGCAGCUCAGCUACCAGCAGCAAAGCCGGAAGAUGUCCAGACUGAAAAGGGGCUCUCCACUGCAAGUCUGGAAGUCAAUGAAUCCGUACAGAAGGCGUUGAAACAACUUCAAGAAUUGGUGCCAACUGCACAGGAUGUGGCUGCAGCUUCAGUGGAGCCUGCAACUUCUCCGCGAAAGCUUGAACCGGGAGGGGUGGCUGUCGCCAAGAGCAAAGGCGCCCGAGCCAAAGCCAAAGCGCGCGCUGAGCCGGAGGCAUCCCCAGUUGCCCCUGUUGCGCCCCCUGCUGUGGUGCCAGGUGUGCCUGACAGCGACAAGCCGUCACCGAAAGAAAAGAAGGUGAAAGACAAGAAGGAGAAAAAAGCGAAGAAGUUGAAGCAAAAGCAAGAGAUGGAG